AUUGUAAUCUUGAAUUUUAAACCGGUACCAUCUCUUAAGAUGGGUUCCUUGCAAUUUUUUUUAGUUUUAGUUUGUGUGAGUGCUACAAUUGCAGAAUAUGAUGGCAAUUUUGUCCCGAAAUCCGUCUAUUUCAUAGACGAAUCCGGACACCAAUCGGAAGUCUAUCUUCUCAGAAACAAAAGGGAACUGGAGAGGUUGCCGAUCCUACGCAGGAUGAGACGAGGCGGCGGUGCCGGCUCUUACUCGAGCUCGAGCGGAACCGGAAGCGGCUACGGAUUCUCUUCCGGGAGCGGGGGUGCAGGGGGCGGCGCUGGUUUCGGGGAUAACAACAUACCGUUCGGACCUGAGAACAUACAGGCCAAUCUAAACCAAUUAAUGUUCUCCUUACAACAACGUUUUGCCGAUGUAUCCGACCAAGUGGGGGCGGCUGCAGCGAACGGGGGCGGUUCCGGGGCCCACAGUUUCUCGCAUAGCUUUUCAAGCAACGGCGGUGAUGGAGGCGGAAGCGGAUACAGUGGUGGAGGCGGCGGCGCCGGGGGCGGUUUCGCAUUUCCGUCGGUAACUUCCGUUAGCGGUAAUGGUGGUUAUGGUCACGGUGGUUCCACCGGGGGCGGUUAUGCAGGUUCUUCUUCCUCCGGUAACGGGGGCGGUUAUGGGAGCGGGUUUUCCAGUGGCGGCGGCGGUGGAAGUGGCGGAUCUUCUGGGGGAUGUGGGGGUGGUUGUGGUGGUGGUUCUACUGGCGGUGGUAGUGGAGGUGGCGCGGCGCAUGCUUCUACAAGUGGCGGAAAAGGAGGCGGUUAUCAAGGUGGACAAGAUGGGCCUCAGAUAUUCUCCCGCUUUGGCGAAGGUAAAGGUACAGGAGUCCGCGUCUCUUCCAGUGCUGCCGGGCCGAACGCCGCCUUCAGUUCGAGCUCCUCCUCUGUAGAUGGCAAUGGCAACAUCAAAUAUUCCACGAAAUCAGGAAAAUAUUAAAAUUUGAUAUCACAACCACAGAGAAUUCUUUCUCUAUGAUCACAACGUAAAAAAGUACUAACCACGUAAUCCAAACCAUAGUGAGAUGCAAGAGAAUAUAUUAAUUAUCACUGUGAUCUAAUAUAUACCUUUAUAUUGUUUUUGAUGCAUUUUUUAAAUAAAUUUACUACAAAGUUAA
Molecule: messenger RNA, 1150 nt
Organism: Brassicogethes aeneus
Lineage: Eukaryota; Metazoa; Arthropoda; Insecta; Coleoptera; Nitidulidae
Source: the annotation of a GenBank genome assembly